AUGGGUCCCGUCAUGCUGCCCAGUAAGAAGGCGGGCGCCAGCGGAGCGGGCGUGAGCCUCAGCCAGCCCCCCCCGAGCGGCGCGCUGUCCCGGGGCCUGGGGGGGGCAGAGGACCCGGGGCCGCCCCCCGCCGUCAGGCCCGAGAAGGGGGGGCUGGAGGACGAGGAGCUGACCAACCUCAACUGGCUCCACGAGAGCAUGGAUCUGCUGAACAGCUUCGGAGACCCCGUGCUGCGCAGCGUGAGCCCGGUGGGGGGGGGGCCCGGGGGCGGGGGGGGCAGGCGGAGGCGGGAUUCAUGCCUCCGCAUGGGCGUCGACGGGGACGACGACGGCGGUGGCGACGGCGGCGGUGGCGGCCCCGACGGGCCCGCCGCCCCAGAGGCGGCGGGGCGGCCCGGCCCCGACUGCAAGCCGCCCUACUCCUUCAGCUGCCUCAUCUUCAUGGCCGUGGAGCAGGCCCCUGACAAGAGGCUGCCCGUCAAGGAUAUCUACGGCUGGAUCCUGCAGCACUUCCCCUACUUCGCCGGCGCCCCCGCUGGCUGGAAGAACUCGGUGCGCCACAACCUGUCACUCAACAAGUGCUUCAAGAAGGUGGACAAGGAGCGCGGCCAGAGUGUGGGAAAGGGCUCCUUAUGGUGCAUAGAUCCUGAGUACAGACAGAAUCUGAUCCAGGCACUGAAGAAGACGCCCUUCCACUCCCACUCCCAGCUCUUCUCUGCCUCCACCACCUCGACAGAGGCCUUCCAGAGUAUCUCCGGUCCUCAGAUGUGGCAGAGCACUCCGUUCUACAGGAGAAAUGGGGAAGUUCUGCUACAAGUCCCUCAGGGCGUGAUCCAGAACGGAGCCCGGAUCAGUCAGGGUCUGUUCCCGGGAAUCCUUCCCCUCCCGGGCAGCCCGUCGGGCGGCAGGACCGCCAUCAGGUCAGUAUUUUCAGGUUGUCGAAAGCGAAGUGACAGCGAGCCUUCCUGCGACUCCCCAUUGGUCAGCAGCGACCCCAAGGAGGACCACACCUACAGCACCGCCCAAUCAGACGAGGGCAGUGACUCCAGUCUGCCCGGCAAUGGGGGCAGCGACUCCGACGAGGACGACAAGAGCAGGAUCAAGAAGGAGCCCAGCGAUUGGCCCCUAGACCCUGCAUCCUGCCAACUUCCCCAUCUCAAGAAACGGCAUCACUUCCUGAAGAGCAAGCUGCGGCUGGCCGGUGACUCUCUGCCACUGAAAAAGCGACGUACGGAGAAGCCGCCGGAGAGCGACGAAGACGAGGAGAUGAAGGAGGCGGCUGGCUCGUUGCUCCACCUGGCGGGUGUGAGGGCCUGCUUGAACAAUAUCACAAACCGGACAACGAAGGGACAGAAAGAGCCCGCCAAAAACUAACUGGGCCACUUGACUCAAGAGCCCGUCACAAUACCUCCAGUCUGAGCUGAGGGUGGAGGCAGCAUCACUUUAGAUCAUUGGUGAGGACCAGUACAUCAGGUGACUCAUAAUGAGACCUCCACUCUGAGCUGAGGGUGGAGGCAGCAUCACUUUAGAUCAUUGGACUGGACCAGGACAUCAGGUGACUCAUAAUGAGACCUCCAGACAGAGCUGAGGGUGGAGGCAGCAUCAUUUUAGAUCAUUGGACUGGACCAGGACAUCAGGUGACUCAUAAUGAGACCUCCAGACUGAGCUGAGGGUGGAGGCAGCAUCAUUUUAGAUCAUUGUGUGGACCAGGACAUCAGGUGACUCAUAAGGAUUUGUUGCAAUACCAAACCAUCCCUUCCAUUAACCAACCUACAAGGAUCCUUUACCAGGGUCACUUUCAUUUUUCUUCUUUUUUUUGUCUUGUCAAACAGGAGACUAAAGCCAUGACUAAACUUUCUCUAAUUUCGUUAACUUUGCAGUUAUUUACAGGUUUCUUUAGUCAAAGGUCCUUGUAAAAGUGAUUUAGGAUCCUUAAUUUGAAACAUUCUAACCGUCAUACCUAAACAAAUUGAAAUGCACAAUGCCCGUCACAAUUCCCAUCAUAAACACAGACUUAGUAAUUCCCACUUUCUCAAAAAUAGUAAUUUUAGAGUACAGAACCCUACAACAUUACUCCCUGUCAAAAUUAGUAUUACUAUUAGUUCAGCUGCAAUUGAUUUAAAGUGUAAGUCAGGCGAAAUUGAACUCAGGGUCUUUUUCUGCAUGAAAACAGAUCAAAUAAGCCGUCAAGAUAUUUUGUUGAUCAAUGCACUGCUCAAAUGGCUAACAGUGCAUUAAUAAUCAUAAUAUGUUUAUUUUAUUUAGAGCCUUUCUCACACUCAAGGUCGCUUUACAGUGUCAUGAGCACACACAGAACAAGACAAAAAACAACACUAAUAAAAAUUAAAUUAAAAAUAAAUAAUACACACAGAGGGUCUAUGCAGUUGUGGUAAAGAGCCAAACAGAAAGGUAUUGAGAUGAUCUUCAAAGAGGGAAGGAGGGACAGUCACGGAGGGAUUGAGGAAGGGAGUUCCAGAGUCUGGGGGCCAUGGCGCUGAAAGACCUGCCACCCAGGGUAGAAAGUCUGGUGUAGGGGACGGAGAGGAGAUGUGGUCAGAUGAUCUGAGUGAGUGGGAUGGAGUACAAGGGGUCAGAAGGUCACAGAGGUAAGGAUAGCUAGGGGCAGUGCACCAAACGCAUCCAAAUCACCAUUUUUUUAACCACUAUAAUUUCUCAAAAUAGCACCAAACAUCUGCAGUAGCGUGACUAGGGUCCAUACACAUAAGACGAAGCAUCAACAACUUAGUUAGCGUACCAGGAGUUUAUUUAAAAAGACUAUUACCAGUCUGUGCCUUACCGCUAGGCCCAUGUUUACAGGAAGUCCAUACAAGUCAAUUACCGAAUGCACCGGAGGGUUCCGUUCAAGGAGGAACGAUUUGGAACAUAUAAUUGAUAUAAUUUAUGUUCAUGUUUUGAAACGGAAAUGAAAGGAGUUGCAUAUGCAAGUUACAGACAAAUAGCUAAAGGAGUUGCAUAUGCAAGUUACAGAACAAUAGCUGCUGUCUGGAACUUUUUCCAAACUAUUAUUAAUUUACAUUUGCCCAAACAAUAAAGUACACGUGUUAUUUGUGUUCUUUUUCGAUUUGGAUGCGUUCGGCAAACCGCCCCCCAGCCAAUGCACUGUUAGCCGUUUGGACUGAUAGCGUUGCUCCGGGCAAGCUCUAUACUGGCUGAUCAAUGAAAAACAAUGUCUGGAUGGCUUAUUUGAUCUGUUUUCAUGAAGAAAUACCCUGGGUUCAAUUCUUCGCCAGACUUACACUUUAACUUUAAGCCUAAUUUAAACAGUCUCACAUAAGUUGAGGAUGUUCCAACUGGCAAAGUUAGGGCAAGAUUAAAAAAACAAAACAUUUUCCUAUGUUGUUCGUUUUUUAAUCAAUCACGAUGGUAUAUCAAAGCUUGGGAAAAUCUGAAACCAGAAAAUGCCAUUGCGCCAAAUAUUUAUCAUGUUGUGAUCAUUUUGUUUGCUUAUCACAAUACCUUGAUUUAAAAAGUAUCCCAAAUAGCCAUUUCAAUAUUCAAUGUCAUCCACUGUGAUCAUAGAGUAAUUGUGUUAGAUGGAUGUUAGUGUUAAUACAAAAUAAUUCAAAGCUUUCCAUUAUUUUAGAGAGCCAAAAUAGUCAUUGAAAUGUCAUUUUCAGGACAAUGUUUGGUUCAACGUUUAGAGCCUUAUGACAGAUCAGCAUUUUAAGAACCCUCACAGAAAUCGUAAUAAUAAGCAAUGCUAAAGUAAUCAAAUGUGAAUGCAAAACAAAUUAACGGUGCAUAUUGCACACAACCUCAAUACAAAUACGUUGAAACUGCACAUAAAGAAACCUGCAAAAAAUGAUUGUUUUUUUUAAGAUUUUUAUUUUUUUGGCCUCUACCAUCAUAACGUACUAAAGCAAUUCCACACAGUCAGGAUGAUACUGUAUAAAGGUUACUACUAGAAUUUUUAAGUUAAAUUUCUUAAUUUAGGCAAUGUAGCGAGCAGGACUUUUUUCUAAUUGUGUUGCAUGGGUUUCUGUAAGGAAAAACAAGAGAAAAAAGUUUUUUUAUGAUAUAAAAAGUUCAUGUAAGGUAAAUAAUGUAUUAAGCAUGGAGCAUGAAUUAUUUUCCUAAAACAAAUAGAGAUCCUACAAAAAAAAAAACUGCCUCGAAACAUUGCACUUGGUCAGUGCAAAUUUCUCUCCAAUGGUCUUUUUGACCUUAAUAGUAGAUGAUUUUGCCAUUUUGUUUGCCUGUGUGUGUGUGUCAUGACCACUCUUAUUUGCUUCUUGUGGAACUGAUAUUAAUCAUGAAACUACAAAACAUGUUUUCGGGGGUGUUAUGUUCGCACUUGUUUAGACACAUGGAUGCAGACAAAGCGUUUUGUACUGCUUCUCUGAAAUGGUCUCAGAAGCUCCAACGGCCAUACUGUGACAGGAGCUACAAUGUAGUCAGUGUGCUAGAUUAAAUGUUAACAGAUAAAUGAUUGAGCCCUAUUUUGAAAUAUAUCGAAACAAUAAUUUAUCAUAUAUAGCUAAAUACUUUUGGCCAUGUUGAGUCAAACCUGGGAAGAAAGCUUUCACUAUAACUAGUUGGUCCAGGCCCUAAAUCUGGUGUUUCAUAAAUAUGAAUACAUAUGACUUAUGACUUAUAUUAUUAAAUAUAAAAUGGCUGUCUUCUCUUUAACAGCAUGAUGCCCAUGUCAACAUUAAAGUGUCCACAGUGUCUGCUUGCUAACCAGGUUUCUUGUGGGCAUACUUCCCUUUUCCAAGUGUAUACUGUGAUGUUCUUGUCCCGUUGUUUCAAGUAUGUGAUCAUUUUGUCAAGAUAUCACCUUUCCUUUUCCAGGUUUUUUGGGACAGUAUUACUUUAAUAUGUUUGCCCUGUUGCACAUAAAUAUCAAACAAAUGUAACUUUACUAUUCAACAACAACCUUAUUUAUGAAUGCCUCUGCAUCCUUCCGUCAUAUUGCCAGAUUGUUCAAUGCGAGAUAUGUACAUUCAGUGCCAAAGCCUGGAAUAAUUUUAUAAAACCUGAAAUAGGCUGCACACAUUGACCUGUAUGUUGGACAAAAUUGCCAGUGAGUUGUAGCAUGUCUGUCUGAACCUCUCGUGCAAUGUGUAAUUUACAUAAUAUGUAUUUGUGCCCCACACUACUUGCCGUAUGUUGUAUAUCAGAAUAUUGGGUUUGACAAUAUUCUUGUGAUGUUUAAGGUUUAUAUGCAUAAAUGGUAUUUUGACCAGCAUUUGAUGUGGUAAAAAAUAACAAAAGUCUCCUCGAUAUUUCUCAGAGCAGUACAUUUCAAUCAUGUAUUACACCUUAUUAUAUUAUUUACGCAAAAGUACAUUUAAGAAACCACAUUGAUUGCAAGAGAAGGGCAUGUUCAAGGUGGCUUAUGGUAAAUGAAAGCAACUGUUGUGCCUAACUGAUGCACUGUGCAUUUUGCAUUGGUUACCACUAUUGAUUUGCUGCUGGCUGUGUUAGCUUCGCAAAUUAGCACGAAUAAGAGUUUCAUUAACAGGCUAACAUGGCGGCAGUUUGGAGAUGGCAAUGGUUGUUGGUCUUUCUUAAAACUUGUCUGUUUAUUUGAGUACAUUUAUUAUAUAACUACAUUUUUUAACCUCAAAUCAAAACACCUGUAUUUUGGAAUGUCAAACAUGGCAGUCGUGUCAAAAGUAGUGAUGUUUAUUUCCUGUUAAGGAAAGAAAUAAGGAAAGUAAGCACAUCCUGGUUUCCAACACUUUUGAACUGCUUUUGUAUUUGAAGCAUCAAGGAUGUGAAAAAUUGUUAACGGUUAACCUGCCUCCAUUAUGUGGUUGAGCUUUGACGUGCUUCCCUUAAAGUAAAAACAAAAAAAAGUAUAGUUAAAUAAUGAUUGUCCUUAUCUACCACCCCUAUUUCAGUCAAAACCUUAUUUCAGUUUACUUUUACUACAACAGAAGUUAAGCUGGUCAGUAUGUCAUUGGCAGCAUACCCCACUUUGACCAACUUAUCCCAAAGGUGAAUACAAAUAUUGAAAACACCUAUACACUUAAUUGGAGUUUCAAAUGGCAAACUAGAUAUCACAAAUAGUACAUGUGGAUGUGUAAAAAUUAAGGAUUUCAUUUUAGGGUUAUCCUCUGAUUUGACUUUGCCUGUCUUAAAUAUUUUUUGUCUUCCAUGAAAUCCAAUUUUGCUAUUGUGUUUUUGUACUUCCUGGACAGUAUACACCAUACAAAUGGACUGAUUUGCCAAGUAAUUGAACAUCGGCCAAGUUUUCUAGUUCUAUCCAUUUUUAAGGCGGUCGUAGAGCUAAGCCGUGUCACGUGCUCAAGCAUGACGUGUUUAAUGAAAGUCUACAGUAUUUGUUGCACACUGUGUGGUGCACUAUAUGUCUGUUGCGCUGCCAAAUCAUUGUGUUUUUUCCCAUGUCAAAAACACUUGUCCUGAUGACAUGACCUUCCAAAUUCUCUUUCAAUAAUGGAGACGUACGUUCUGUAUCUUCCUUGCUGACAGAUCAUAUUGCCAAAGACAAACAACCCUCAUUAUUAAAUGUAAUUAUCAUCACUUCAUCACUCUGGAUGUAGGUUUGUUUCUUUGAGUUUUGUCUCCCUGCGUUUCCCCCCCCAGACAAAAAACCAACCAUAUACUUUCUGUGCCGUUUUGUCUUCCAGUUGCAAUAAAAACGA
Molecule: messenger RNA, 6632 nt
Organism: Gadus chalcogrammus (walleye pollock)
Lineage: Eukaryota; Metazoa; Chordata; Actinopteri; Gadiformes; Gadidae
Gene: foxn3
Product: forkhead box N3
Exons: 6
Coding region: 1-1374 (457 amino acids)
Biological process (GO): regulation of DNA-templated transcription
Cellular component (GO): nucleus
Molecular function (GO): cis-regulatory region sequence-specific DNA binding; DNA-binding transcription factor activity
Source: RefSeq, a predicted model, not a curated record